AUGAAAAUCUAAAGCUUGCAAUAAUAAGUGCUCAUAAAUAAAGAUAAAAAUAAUUUAUAAGGAUUGAAUUCAUUAAAUAAGGAGAAUUAUGAUCAUAAUAUUUUCAUCAGACAUAGAAAAUUCAAAAAACCUAAAAAGUUCUCAACCUAAUUUCCAUAGAUUAAAAAGGAUGAUACAUUAUUUGAGUUCAGAAUGUUUCAUCAUGUUUAAAAUAUGAAGAGUGCUCACUUCUAAUCAAAGUAUACUCUGUCUAUGGGAAGCAUUCCUAAUCUAAUAUUACAUACAUACAAUAAUUAGAUUGUAUUUUAUGAUUUAGCUAAGUUAUAAUCAAAUUCUACAAUAAUACCAAUUAAUGCAAUAGGACUAGAUAUUGUGAAUAACAUUUGUGCUGUAGCUGGGAGGAAUGGAGAACUUUUAAUGAUUAAUUUAUAUAAUGGAAAAUUAGAUAAAGAAAUUAUUAAUUAGAAAAGACCUUUUAUUAAUCAUGUUCACUUUUAUAAAGACACUUUGAUUACAAAUGAUAAUGAAGGAUACAUUAAGAUAUUUGAUUAUUAAAAUGGAUUGAAAGAGAUAUUUUCAUAUGAAGAUAAAGCUUCAGUCAAUCUUACAACUUUUAAUGAUAAUAACUAAAUUGCUUUUUCUGGUGAUCGACUAGGAUUAACUGUUUUAGAUACUAAUUCAGGUGAUAUUAUCCAUAGUUUAGAGCCACAUACUGAAUUUGGUUUUGCUGUUGCUUUUAAUCCAACCAAAAGUUAUGAACUUGCUUCUUCUAGUGAAGAUGGAUCAUGUGUUAUUUAUGAUUUACGUUAUCCAAAGCAUCCAAUACAAUAAUUUGUUGGAUCAGAUUUACCUAUAUAUAAUAUUACCUACUAAAGAAAUGGAUCACAUUUAUUUAUCGCUGAAUCAUAUUCUUAUUUUCAUAUCUUGAAUACGUAAAAUAUGUAUCUAUUAAUUAUAUAGCUCUCUAUAUGAUACUGUCUAAACUAUCAAAAUAUAUGGAGAAGUUUCAGGAAUUGUUAAUGAUUAAUAUGAUGAUAAUCGAUUCUUUUUUAGUACUAGUUAUUAAAUUGGAGAAGGAAUAUGUGAAUUUAAUAGGUGA
Molecule: messenger RNA, 1099 nt
Organism: Paramecium sonneborni
Lineage: Eukaryota; Ciliophora; Oligohymenophorea; Peniculida; Parameciidae
Source: the annotation of a GenBank genome assembly